GUGAAGGUUGAAGAUUCAGGAUAGCUACUCCAACUGAUUUUAUUUCCUUAUUUCUCCCUAUCCUUCCUUUUGCUUUCUGAUGUCUGACACUAAUAAACAGCCGAAGAGAGGCUGAAUCCGUACUGUAGAAAUAGUCCGGUUUGACACCACUUUAACUGCCAUGGCCCAAUGCUAUGGAAUUUGGUGCCGCCACAAACUACACUCCCCAGAAGUCCAUAGCAUUGAGCCUUGGCAUUUAAAGUGGUGUCAAAAUGGGUUAUUUCUGCAGUGCGGAUGCAGCUGCUUCCUCCUUAGCCCUACUGAGAGCUUCAGUGAGGCCUUGAGUUUGGGGCAGAAAGUCUCACAGAAGGCUGCUUUUGCCAUCAAGCACCUCAGUGCCCUUCCCCUGUUUUAGACGGAGGUUUCACUCAGAUAGUCAUGGGCUUUGGCCCGCCUUGCAAGUGUGUUGUGAAUAGGCAGCUCUAGUGGUAUAUUUUCAGACGAAAUAAAAUGAACUGGGUUGGAGGCUCCCGUAAAAGAAUCAUGCUUACCAAGGAGAAAAGGCGGCAGAAGGACUUCUUUGAAAAGGAAAAACUUAAGUCAAAGAUGAAGCUGUUGGGAGUAUCUCCCCUUAAAAGCUCAGCUGUCAGUUUAGAUCUUCUCAAUCUGUAUGUUGUUAACCAGAUCUCUGCUAGGAAGGAUAAUACUGACAAUAUCAGAAAGCCAGUUCAUGUUGAAAUUAAUAGAGGAAUAAAACAUACUUUGAGAAGAUACAAUGUAGAACUUCCCAAAUCACCAGAAUGCAGAUCAUCUAAACCUUUCUUAGAUGAUGUCCAGUACAGGGUGCAACAAGAAGUAAUAGAAAAUAGACAGAAAUACCUUUUAGAAAAGGAGAACUUUAAGUCACAAUGCCUACAAGCUUCUCAGCUAACAAAUACUAAAUGUGAAGAUCUUUGGCUUUCUAAGGCAGGAUACAGGCAAACAGGUUUCAAUGAACGAAAUGCAGAUAGAUCAGUUGACCUCUCUUUCCAGCAGAUGAAUGGUCUAGAAUAUAGUAGCAUAUUCAGCAAGUCUCCCAAGUUCACUGCUGAUACAGACUUUGGAAGCAAUCACCAAGAAGACACCUUAAAGGAUACCCAAGGAGAAAGCUCCCAUCCUAUUGCAACACUAUUUGAAGAGAAGAAUCAACAGUUUCUGACUAUCCCUGUUUCACAGUCUUGUCAUUCCUUUGCUAAAAAACCAAUCCUUGAUCAGCUAUUUACAGAUUCAGGGGAUGCAAAUCAAAUAUCUAGUAUGCAUGGCCCUUACGAUAAUGAAGAAAUGCAUGAGAUGACAUGUUCUGUUCAAAGAUAUUCUGCUGAAAGAGAUCUCCAAGGUAUUUUCACAGCUCCAGAGCAGAUUUUAUUCCCUAACAGCCAAAGCUUAAAUGCAGUCAACCAAAAGACUAUUAAGAAUCAAAUGAAAGACUACUAUCUCAAAGAAAGAAAUAAUGUAAUAUGUACAGAUCAACAAGAGAAUACUAUAGAUGUUAAAAAUACAGGGGUAUUUGAAAACAAAAACAAAAAUAUGAAGGUGGCAGAAACAAUACAGAACUAUUUUAAAAAAUGCAGGGAAGAUGGACUGACAGAAUCAAAUUUGAAUCAUUUGCAGAUCUUUGCACUUGAAGAGACAGAAAAAGAAAGCUGCAGUUAUUAUGAUCAGCAUUCAAAACAAAGUGGGGGAAACGGUUAUGGAUCUCAGCUAAGCAGCCAGUCACCUACUUAUUCUCCAAAGCAAACAGAGAGAUGUGCCAAUAGUACAUCUGAUGAGUCUGAAGAGGAAGAACAGGAUGAGAAGGCAUCAUAUUUUUUUGAGGACCGUUUUCCAAGAAAUGAUGGCAAACCCCUUGCAGUUCGAGGAAGUCAAAGAGCACAGUGCCCUUGCCAGUCAAUGAGCACUUAUUCUGUUUUCCUUGAAAGUGUAUCCAGAGAAACAGCUAACAUUCCUCCCCAGACAAAGCCAGCCAUGGGUCUAAGAAAAGAUAUGCCAUGCAGAGCUGGAAAAGAUGUGUUGGAUGUGUCAUGUGAAAACAAAUAUGUUAAUUUCAAGGCAAGGAACAAUGCUUGGUCCCAAACAGAGUCCUACGGAAUACAUGGAAUUAAAAAACGUGAUGCAGCCAUACAAUGCAAUAUACUGCAGGUCUGCGGCUGUAAAAAUGGGCUGGCCUCUGUCCUUAGUGCUGAAAUUGUCUGUUCUACUAGCAAAGUAGAGACCACUGGAGGGCAGAACAUUCCAGCAGACAGAGCAGCUCUUCAGCCUUCAAGUAGCUGAAAUUUCUCUGUUCACUAAGUUUGUCUCCUUACAGUAAAAGACAAAAAAAUUAAGAUGAAGCAUAGCAGAUUUUAAUAUAAUUAAUAAAUGCAAAAACGUGACUAAACAGGCAAUUCAAGUUCAUGUGCAGCCAAACUGAACUGAUUAAUUUCUUCCACCACAGUCUACUUAAAUGCACUGAACACAAUCCAACACAGAACUGAACAUCCUCAGCACAGAUCUCUCUUAUAUUAUGCUGGUUCGGUGAGCUUAAGCAUGUCAUGCCAUACUGCUUUGGAUUGUAAACAUUUUUCUGCAACCGGCCUGCAGCGGCUAAUGUAUUUGGUUUUUAAUCUCUGUAUUAUUGCUAUCAUUAUAUAGACUAUAAUAAAAACA
This is a messenger RNA of Sceloporus undulatus (fence lizard), 2664 nucleotides long. It is a transcript of the gene REDIC1, whose product is annotated as chromosome 5 C12orf40 homolog. NCBI's taxonomy places the organism in Eukaryota, Metazoa, Chordata, Lepidosauria, Squamata, Phrynosomatidae. The record is from RefSeq and is a predicted model, not a curated record. Bases 490 to 2289 code for a protein of 599 amino acids. The transcript is spliced from 12 exons.